AUGACGCUCACUCACCAGGAAAUCCGCCUGCACAACAGUCGGCAUUCUUGCUGGGUCGUCAUACAUGGAGCUGUGUACGAUGUUACAGACUUCCUUGAGUCUCACCCUGGAGGAUCCCAAGUGAUUAUGCGAUGUGCGGGCAAAGACGCCACUGAUGACUUUGAUUCGGUUCAUGCGCCUGAGCUGUUGAGCGAAGCUCUCCCCAAAAGUGCAGUGCGAGGUCAUAUUGAUCCCGCCGAACUCAAGGCUCUUGGCCCAAAGCAAGACGACACAAUGCAAGCACAACAGGAUUUGAAUGCACCACCGUCUUUGCGCAGUUUAAUCAAUCUACAUGAUUUUGAACAAGUAGCGGAAAAGUUUCUACCUGCCAACGCCUGGGCCUAUUACUCGUCAGGGGCGGACGACGAAAUCAGCAAGCGCAAUAAUGCCCGCGCGUAUCAAAAGAUCGCGCUUCGCCCACGUAUUCUGCGCAAGAUCCCAAGCGUAGACACCACAACGUCAAUAUUGGGGCAUUCGGUCUCUCUUCCGGUGUAUAUCUCUCCGGUGGGAAUCGCCAAACUCGCCCACCCCGACGGUGAAUGUGCGCUCGCAUCUGCAGCAGGCAAACAGGGUCUUGUUCAAGUACUCGCAAAUGGAUCAAGCAUGCCUAUCGAGCGGGUGAUGCAGAGUCGUAGCUCGUCCGCUCAGCCUGUUUUCCAGCAGCUCUAUGUGAACAAAGACAUCCAAAAGUCCGUGGAUACAGUUCGUCGAGCUGAAAUGGCCGGGGCCAGCGCCAUUUGGAUUACAGUCGACUCGCCAGUGGUUGGAAAGCGAGAAAUGGAUGAGCGAUUGAACUUGAGUGUAACAGCCGCCGACAACGAUACACAGGGCCAAGGAGUAGCCAAGAUUAUGGCUAGUUCGAUAUCACCAUUCAUUGAUUGGGACAUUCUGACAUGGCUUCGUCAACAUACAAGGCUCCCCGUGGUGAUUAAGGGCAUACAGUGUGUUGAAGACGCAGUAGAGGCAUAUGAACAUGGUGUUCAAGGCAUUGUUCUCUCUAACCAUGGAGGACGUUCACAAGACACAGCACAAUCGCCACUCCUCACUCUUCUAGAAAUCAGGAAAUUUGCGCCUCAGUUGAUUGAAAGCAAAAUGCAAAUCUUCAUUGAUGGGGGCAUCCGACGAGGGACGGAUGUCCUCAAAGCCAUUGCACUCGGUGCAACUGCCGUUGGACUAGGUCGUCCAUUCCUGCAUGGCAUGUCAGCCGGGUAUGGAGAGAAGGGGGUGCUAAGAAUGCUUGACAUUCUACGACAGGAGAUAGAGACAAAUAUGGUCCUUCUGGGGGCGACUAGUCUCAAGGAGCUGAGGCCAGAGAUGGUAAAUACCAGUCGGCUUGAGAGGGAUCUUGUUGGCAGUGUGAAGCUAUGA
This is a messenger RNA of Penicillium antarcticum, 1407 nucleotides long. RefSeq names its product FMN-dependent alpha-hydroxy acid dehydrogenase. The transcript has 4 exons. Gene Ontology annotation, molecular function: oxidoreductase activity; heme binding. Bases 1 to 1407 code for a protein of 468 amino acids. The record is from RefSeq and is a predicted model, not a curated record. NCBI's taxonomy places the organism in Eukaryota, Fungi, Ascomycota, Eurotiomycetes, Eurotiales, Aspergillaceae.